UUGUGCAACACUUUAAUCGUCUUUCAACCAAGAUGGAUUCCGACUGUGACUCCGCCUGCAGCCGCUCCUCAUCCCCGGACCUGGUGGUUGAUGACUCAGCAGGGAGCUUCUUCUCCAACAAGAUGUUCCAGACAUACUGCCAAGAAAACAGAGCAGACAGCGAGGCCGACCAGGGCAGGACAGAGCACUGCAGCGGGGGCGAUAAGACCAAGGCCAGGUCUGAGCUCAAUACGAAUGAUGGGCAAGACCUGAGACUGAAAGUGAAUAGUCGUGAGCGGAAAAGGAUGCACGAUCUGAACCAGGCGAUGGACAGCCUGAGAGAGGUCAUGCCCUACGCUCAUGGACCUUCAGUCCGCAAGCUGUCCAAAAUCUCCACUUUGAUGUUAGCUCGCAACUACAUCCUCAUGCUGUCCAGCUCCUUGGAUGAGAUGAAGAAAUUGGUGGGGGAUGUUUAUGGAGGCAGUGCUGCCAUCCAGAGCCGAACUGCUGCCCACGCAGCUAUCACCCCUGCAGCCCCCACUGCCCACCUGCCUCUGCAUCAUCUGGCACACUCUCUGCACUCUCUGGUGGCCAGCACGCCUUCAGCUCUCCAGCAUCACUCACCUUCUCCCGCCACAGCCUUGCACUCGCCUCCAUCCGCCAGCUUCCUGGGUUUCCACGCUCCAGUCCAGGGCCUGCUGAAGGACCCCCUUCACUUGGCCGGCUCCUAUAGGCACUUCCCCGGCAUGCCUUGCCCCUGCUCGCUCUGCCAGCCUUUGCCCACCACUACCUCCACAUUACAUAGCCUGUCUAUGAUCAAGUGAGCGGGACUCUCUUAAAAAACUGACCUCUGCUGCUUGGAUCAAAGCAAUGAGCCAACAGCUCAUAUAAGAUUGUUAAAAAAAACUGCUAAAAUGAUUGCUGGUGCCAGAGCUUGUACAUACUGUAUAUAUUUUCUGCCAUGGGAACUGCUGCUAUUUUGUCUCAAUUGUCUCCACUGCAUUGUUUAUACAGAA
This is a messenger RNA of Cottoperca gobio, 995 nucleotides long. It is a transcript of the gene olig4, whose product is annotated as oligodendrocyte transcription factor 4. Gene Ontology annotation, biological process: positive regulation of transcription by RNA polymerase II; axon development; sensory organ development. Gene Ontology annotation, molecular function: E-box binding; protein dimerization activity; DNA-binding transcription factor activity, RNA polymerase II-specific. The record is from RefSeq and is a predicted model, not a curated record. Gene Ontology annotation, cellular component: nucleus. The coding region runs from base 33 to 803 and encodes 256 amino acids. The transcript has a single exon. Lineage: Eukaryota; Metazoa; Chordata; Actinopteri; Perciformes; Bovichtidae.